Molecule: messenger RNA, 2027 nt
Organism: Mus pahari (shrew mouse)
Lineage: Eukaryota; Metazoa; Chordata; Mammalia; Rodentia; Muridae
Product: NACHT, LRR and PYD domains-containing protein 4C-like
Exons: 4
Coding region: 95-2017 (640 amino acids)
Biological process (GO): regulation of inflammatory response
Cellular component (GO): cytoplasm
Source: RefSeq, a predicted model, not a curated record
CUCUGCCUCCUGAGUGCUGGGAUCAAAAAUCCCAUCUGUUUCUUACUCCUAGUAUUCACCUCUCUGAAGACGCAUCGUUCUUCCUUAAGACACAAUGGCAUCAUUCUUUUCUGAUUUUGGCCUUAUGUGGUACUUGGAAGAGCUAAACAAGAAAGAAUUCAUGAAGUUUAAGGAAUUCUUCAAACAGGAGAUUUUGCAGUUGAGGCUGAAACAGAUUUCUUGGACCGAAGUGAAGAAGGCAUCUCGUGAAGACCUUGCCAACUUACUGUUAAAACAUUAUGAAGAGAAGCAAUCCUGGGAUAUGACCUUCAAAAUCUUCCAGAAGAUGAAUAGGAAGGAUCUCAUNGAGAGGGCAGGAAGAGAGAUUGCUGGACACUCCAAGUUCUAUCAAGCUCACUUGAAGAAGAGGCUGACCCAUGAUUAUGCCAGAAAGUUUAACAUCAAAGAUCAAGAUUCCCUUAAGCAGAAAUUUACCCAGGAUGACUGUGAUCAUUUUGAGAACCUUCUUGUAUCAAAGGCGACUGGAAAGAAGCCACACAUGGUGUUCCUGCAAGGAGCGGCGGGAAUUGGCAAGUCACUGAUGUUGACAAAGUUAAUGAUUGCCUGGUCAGAAGGCGUGGUGUUUCAGAACAAAUUCUCCUACAUCUUCUACUUCUGCUGUCAAGAUGUGAAGACGUUGAAGAGAGCAAGCCUGGCAGAAUUGAUCUCCAAAGAGUGGCCCAGCCCCUCAGCUCCCAUAGAGGAGAUCNUANCCCAACCNGAGAAACUCUUAUUUGUCAUCGACAGCUUGGAAGUGAUGGAAUGUGAUAUGUCCGAACGGGAGUCGGAGCUGUGUGAUAGCUGCACGGAGAGGCAGCCGGUGGCUGUACUGCUGAGCAGUUUGCUCAGGAGGAAGAUGCUCCCUGAAUCCUCUCUCCUCAUCUCUGCUACCCCAGAGGCUUUUGAGAAAAUGGAGGACAGGGUUGAGUGCACAAAUGUGAAAAUAGUAACAGGAUUCAAUGAGAGCAAUAUUAAGUUGUAUUUCCGCAGCUUGUUCCAAGAUAAGACCAAAACCCAGGAAAUCUUCAGUUUGGUGAAAGAAAACCAGCAGCUGUUCACUGUCUGUCAGGUCCCUGUGCUCUGCUGGAUGGUGGCUGCCUGUCUGAAAAAAGAGAUAGAGAAGGGAAGAGACCCAGUCUCCGUCUGCCGACGUACCACCUCCCUGUAUACCACUCACAUCUACAAUUUGUUCAUUCCCCAAAGUGCCCAUUCUCCAAGUAAGAAAAGCCAAGACCAGCUGCAGGGCUUGUGUUCUCUGGCCGCUGAGGGCAUGUGGGCUGACACAUUUGUGUUUAAUGAGGAGGCUCUCAGGAGAAAUGGGAUCAUGGACGCUGACAUCCCCACACUGCUGGAUAUAAGGAUCCUUGAAAAGAGCAAGGAAUCUGAAAAAUCUUACGUUUUCCUCCACCCNUCUAUCCAGGAGGUCUGUGCAGCCAUCUUUUAUCUGCUAAAGAGCCACNUGGACCACCCUAGCCAGGAUGUUAAAAGUAUAGAGAUGGUCAUGUUUACAUUUCUAAAGAAAGUCAAAGUACAGUGGAUUUUUUGGGGCUCUUUCAUCUUUGGCCUUUUACAUGAAUCAGAACAAAAAAAGCUAGAGGUGUUUUUUGGCCUGCAGUUGUCCCAGGAAAUAAAGCAUCAGUUGUAUCAGUGCCUGGACACCAUAAGUGGCAAUGAAGAGCUUCAAGAGCAGAUAGAUGGCAUGAAGUUAUUUUACUGUCUGUUUGAGAUGGACGAUGAAGUCGUCUUAGUACAAGCAAUGAAGUGUAUGGAACAGAUUAACUUUGUGGCUAAGGAUUAUUCUGAUGUUAUUGUUGCUGCCCACUGCUUAAAACACUGUUCGACACUGAAGAAACUAUCCUUCUCAACCCAAAAUAUUCUGAGUGAAGGUCAAGAACACAACUAUACGAUCUCACUAUGUAGCUGUGGCAAGUCUGGAACUCUAAUAUCCACCUGCCUGUCUGCAGAGUCCUGGAAUUAAAGGCAUGUGC